UCUUGCCUUGCUGAUGAGCUAUAAACCCGCGUCAGCCUCACAAUAAUAGUGGAAGGUGAACUUCGACCUGUCCCCACAUCCCGCACUCCUCCUUCACAGACAUGCUCUUCACGCCUCUCCUCGCCCUCGCCUUUACAGGCUCUGCGUGCGCGACCUGGGUAAUCGAACCCCAGAAGGGCUUCAAGGCCAAAAACGACCAACAAGCGGCGUCCAUAAGCAAGGCAUAUGUCUCAGCAGUGGAGAGCUACUAUCAAACACUUACAACUGGCGCCGACUGGACCAAGGCUUGGGAUGUUAUGAGAGCGUACCAGCAGACGGGCAAAGACGUUCCUGAAGCUGCGACAGCAUCGAAUACCGUUUUGACAUAUACUACCACUCCGGCUUGGUACAAUGCGAUUCCGACGGAAGCGAAGACUGUCUUCGACGGCAUGAACAAGAAAAAGGAGGAGAUUCAGGCCAGUGUUCUGGCCGACCAGAACACAUCAAGUGAAGCUGCGCGCCCACUUGGCAGGGGGUUGUACCUCGGCGGUGCUAUCACCGCAGUCAUAGCUGGGCUAGUGGUCGUGCUAUAGCCUGGCUUGAGUGUGGCGUAGCCCGGUUGCUUGGCCUGGGAAAUGACGAUUAUGAUGAAAUACCCCCGAGCCUGUACAGAUAGCUCAAGGUGAUUUCGGACUGUGCUGAGAUUUGUUGUUUGCGUUAAUGUAGCAUUGAUGAACUUUUUUUGGUAGAUCGCCUGUGAAGCAUCAGUUCGUGAAGAAACAGUGCGGGUUACCUGGGAUACUAGAGCGCCAAGAUUAGUAGUUGUGUCGGUGAAGCUACCUCCAAUAACAAUAACGCGCAGUCUCUAAUGUUAACGUAGUAGGGCUAGAAACAUACCAUG
Molecule: messenger RNA, 880 nt
Organism: Cucurbitaria berberidis CBS 394.84
Lineage: Eukaryota; Fungi; Ascomycota; Dothideomycetes; Pleosporales; Cucurbitariaceae
Exons: 2
Coding region: 102-572 (156 amino acids)
Source: RefSeq, a predicted model, not a curated record